Babesia bovis T2Bo is the source of this 1518-nucleotide messenger RNA. Its product is annotated as putative dihydrolipoamide dehydrogenase. Lineage: Eukaryota; Apicomplexa; Aconoidasida; Piroplasmida; Babesiidae. Gene Ontology annotation, molecular function: flavin adenine dinucleotide binding; dihydrolipoyl dehydrogenase (NADH) activity. Bases 44 to 1489 code for a protein of 481 amino acids. The transcript has 4 exons. The record is from RefSeq and is a predicted model, not a curated record. Gene Ontology annotation, cellular component: mitochondrion; oxoglutarate dehydrogenase complex.
UUUUCUUCAAUGAAUGUUUUUAUCUCCUUUUAAAUAAGACAAAAUGAUGCAUUCCAAAUAUACGUGCCGACUGUAUAAACUCGUGAGAGGAUUUAGUUCUGCUACUCACAAGUAUGAUUUAGCUGUUAUUGGAGGCGGUCCUGGAGGCUACACCACCGCAAUUAAGGCCGCACAAUAUGGUCUGAAAGUUGCUUGCAUCGACCGAAGAACUACUCUUGGAGGCACAUGUCUCAACGUUGGUUGCAUCCCCUCAAAAUGCCUGCUUAACACAUCACAUCAUUACAAGGCUUCUCAUGAUGGCAUCGCCGGUAUAAAGUUCACUAAUGUUGAAUUUAAUCACGGUCAAACCAUGAGCUCCAAAGCCAAAAUCCUUAAGACACUAGAUGCUGGUAUUAAAGGGUUGUUCAAGAAAAAUGGAGUUGACUACAUAAGUGGACACGGAACCCUGAAGUCUGCAAACGAGAUACAGAUAGAAGGUGGUGAAACUGUCUCGGCGAAGAAUAUUAUCAUUGCUACCGGUUCGGAAGUCACGACAUUUCCCGGAGAUGCCCUCAAAAUUGAUGGCAAACGCAUCAUCAGUUCUGAUGAGGCAUUAGUACUCGAUGAGGUGCCUAAGGAAAUGGUAGUUAUUGGUGGUGGUGCCAUUGGUCUUGAGUUGGCAUCGGUGUGGAGCAGGCUUGGUGCAAAGGUCACCAUAGUAGAAUAUGCAAAUAAUCUUUGUCACACAAUGGAUCAUGAUGUCUCAGUAGCCAUCAAAAAGAUUGUGGAAAAACAAGGCAUCAAUAUUUUACUAAGCACAAAAGUGCUUGGUGGAGAGGUUAAAGACGAUUGUGCAGUUAUUACGGCAGAAAAGGAUGGAGAAAAGAUAGAAUUGAAGGGAGAUGUUGUGCUAUUAGCUAUGGGACGAAGACCAUAUACGAAAAAUCUGGGUUUGGAAGAACUCGGUAUCAAAACCGAGCGGGGCUACAUCGUUGUAGAUGAAAUGCUUCGCGUACCCAAUUACGAAAAUAUCAGUGCCAUCGGUGACGUUAUAGCGGGCCCGAUGUUAGCACAUAAAGCUGAGGAAGACGGUUCUAUUGCCUUAGGCCAUAUUUUGGGCAAAGAUUUAGGACACAUUAACUGGGAUCAUAUUCCAAUGGUAAUAUAUACGCAUCCAGAGGUUGCAGGUAUAGGCAAAAGUGAACAGGUAUUAAAAUCUAACGGUAUCGAAUACAAGAAGGCAACAUUCCCUUUUGCAGCGAAUUCGAGGGCCAGAAUAGCGGGAGAUGUUGAUGGAUUUGUCAAGAUAUUGGCUGACAAGGACAACAAGAUACUUGGAGGAUGGAUUGUAGGACCACAUGCAAGUGAACUGAUAGGACAAAUAACCAUAAUGAUGGCUUGUGGACUGACAACUGUCGACGUUGCCAAAGUUUGCUUCGCCCAUCCAACAGUGUCAGAAGCGUUAAAGGAAGCCUGUAUGGCAGUGCAUCACAAAGCUACCCAUUUUUAAGUGUGGCAUGUGCUCUCUUGAAAUGGGAA